AUGUGCCCAGACACCUUCAGCUCAGCAGAGCCCAGCACAAGCAUCAGAAUCAGUAAAAGAGGAAGAAAGAUGUCUCCAACUUUUUGCGUUUCUCUGCUCAGAUCCCUGCUCCUCGUGCUGCUGGCCAUGCUGUCAGCCAGCAGUCCUGCCCAGGGAAAGGCGAUGAAAUCUGGGCUCAAGACAGGGAAUCUCCUCAAGCAAGCGUCUGCUGGAUGCCUGCCCCAAAAAGACUCAAAAUUCCCCCAAACUGUGAGAGUCAACCUCAGCAUCAGCAGCACGAACCAGGAGACCAAAGGCAGUCUGAAUGUCAGCAGCCGCUCUCUGUCCCCGUGGGAUUACAGGAUCGACGAGGACCACGACCGCUUCCCGCGGCUGCUGGCGCACGCCGAGUGCCGCCACUCGCUGUGCGUGACCCCCGAGGGACAGCUGGACCCCGGCCUCAACUCCGUCGCCAUCCAGCAGGAGAUGCUGGUCCUGCGCAGGGAGCAGAGGGGCUGCCAGCAAUCCUACAGGCUGGAGAAGAAAAUUGUCACCGUGGGCUGCACCUGCGUCACCCCCUUGGUGCAGCACCAAGCCUGA
Messenger RNA from Ficedula albicollis (Collared flycatcher), 579 nucleotides. Its product is annotated as interleukin-17F. The record is from RefSeq and is a predicted model, not a curated record. Gene Ontology annotation, molecular function: cytokine activity. Gene Ontology annotation, cellular component: extracellular region. Lineage: Eukaryota; Metazoa; Chordata; Aves; Passeriformes; Muscicapidae. Gene Ontology annotation, biological process: inflammatory response.